AUGCUCUCAGGAUGUGUGAUCUGCCUCCUGUCGCUCUCGGGGGCCCUGGCCCUGACCCAGAUCCUGGAGGGUCCCCACUCCCUGCGGUAUUUCCGCACCGCCGUGUCCGGGCCCAGCAGCGGGGAGCCCCGCUUCAUCACCGUCGGCUACGUGGACGACACGCAGUUCGUGCGCUUCGACAGCGACUCGGCAAGUCGGAGGAUGGAGCCGCGGGCGCCGUGGGCGGAGCAGGAGGAACCCGAGUACUGGGAGCAGGAGACGCGGGUCGCCAGGAACAACGCAAAGAAUUACCGAGUGGCCCUGGGCAACCUGCGCGGCUACUACAACCAGAGCGAGGAGGGCUCUCACACAUACCAGAGCAUGUAUGGCUGUGACGUGGGGUCCGACGGGCGCUUCCUGCGCGGGUACACUCAAUACUCGUAUGACGGCGCCGACUACAUCGCCCUGAACGAGGACCUGUGCUCCUGGACGGCGGCGGGCACGCAGGCUUGGCGAACCCAGCAAAAGUGGGAGCAGGCGGGUGCGGCUGAGCAUCGUAAGAACUACCUGGAGAACAUCUGCGUACAGGGGCUCCUCAGAUACCUGGAGAACGGGAAGGACACGCUGCUGCGCGCAGAAGCCCCCAGAAGGCAUAUAACCCACCACCAUUACUCUGAACGUGAGGUCACCCUAAGGUGCUGGGCCUUGGGCUUCUACCCUGCCGAAAUCACCCUGACCUGGCAGCGUGAUGGGGAAGACCUUACCCAGGACACAGAGCUGGUGGAGACCAGGCCUUCAGGGGAUGGAACCUUUCAGAAGUGGGCGGCUGUGGUGGUGCCUUCUGGAGAGGAGCAGAGAUACACGUGCCAUGUGCAGCACCAGGGGCUGCCAGAGCCUGUCACCCUGAGAUGGGAGCCCCCUUCUCAGUCCACCAUCCUCUCUGUGGAGAUCAUUGUUGGCCUGGUUCUCCUCGGGGCUGUAGUCUCUGGAGCUUUGGUGGCAGCUGUGAUCUCCAGGAAAAAAUGCACUGGUGAGAAAGGAGGAAAGUACACUCGGGCUCGGGCUGCAAACAGCGAAAGUUCCCAGGGCUCUGAUGCGUCUCUAUCAAUCCCUAGAGUGUGAGACAGCCUCCCCACUGGGUUUCCUCACAUUGCAAUGUUGUGACUUAAGAACUGCUGAUUCUCUUCCUAACAUGGGACCUGAGUGUGUCUAUGUCCUGUCAUAUAUUGUGAGGGGGGAGACUGGCCCACCCCUGCCCAUCAGGGGCUCCCCAUACUGAUCUGCAUUCUCUUCCCUGAUGCUCUGGGCUGUGCCAGCAGAGACAGGACUCAGCAGUCUCCAUCUGUAUUAGCCUCUUGUUUUCCUGAAUAAUGAAAUCAGCAUCACAUUUGCAUUUUUCUUAUUCGCUGUUUUGUGGGAUUGAGGGGUUAAUAAAGGAAAUCCC
Messenger RNA from Sorex fumeus (smoky shrew), 1423 nucleotides. Its product is annotated as patr class I histocompatibility antigen, A-2 alpha chain-like. Gene Ontology annotation, molecular function: peptide antigen binding; signaling receptor binding. Gene Ontology annotation, cellular component: external side of plasma membrane. The record is from RefSeq and is a predicted model, not a curated record. NCBI's taxonomy places the organism in Eukaryota, Metazoa, Chordata, Mammalia, Eulipotyphla, Soricidae. Gene Ontology annotation, biological process: antigen processing and presentation of endogenous peptide antigen via MHC class Ib; immune response; antigen processing and presentation of endogenous peptide antigen via MHC class I via ER pathway, TAP-independent. Bases 1 to 1101 code for a protein of 366 amino acids. The transcript is spliced from 8 exons.